AUGAUGGCCGAGAACGAAGAGAAGAAUGAGCCUGUCACCGAUUCUCCGACCUCUGUUCUUGAAGACGAGGACUGCAAGGAGAGCCCUGGUAUUGAGUUGGAGGUAGAAGUUGAUGCAGAAAAUGGAGGUUGUACUCUUCUUUCAAAAACCAUGGUAGAAGAGGACGAAAAGCUGCUGGAAGUGCGACUGAAAGAAGAAGAUGGAAAGGCUAAUGACUCUAAAGGAGAACCUCUGCUGAAUGACAUCCAGUUCACUAAACUAGACGAGCUCUUAACACAGACCCAACUUUACUCCGAGUUCUUGCUUGAGAAAAUGGAUGACAUCACAAAGAAUGGUCUGGAGGAUGAUGAGAAGGCAGCUAAAGAGGUCAAGAGGGGUCGUGGUUACAAAAGAAAGGCUGCCGCAAGUUAUGAUAAUAGGAAAGCCAAGAGAGCUGUUGCAGCUAUGCUUACAAGAACCAAAGCUGGCGAUUCUACCAAAGAUUUGAGUCUUACGGAGACAGAGAGAAAUCAGAAGGAGCAGGAAGAACUCGUACCCCUUUUGACUGGUGGAAAAUUGAAGUCUUAUCAGAUCAAAGGCGUAAAGUGGAUGAUCUCAUUGUGGCAAAAUGGACUUAAUGGAAUCCUUGCUGAUCAAAUGGGGCUUGGGAAAACAAUUCAAACAAUUGCUUUUCUUGCACAUCUCAAAGGAAAUGGAAUGCAUGGGCCUUACUUAGUCAUUGCUCCCCUCUCCACUCUCUCAAAUUGGCUGAGUGAAAUAGAGAGGUUUGUGCCUUCUGUGAAUGCGAUCAUUUAUCAUGGUGAUAGGAAAGAGAGGGCUGAGAUUAUAAGAAAUCACAUGCCCAGGACAAUAGGUCCCAAAUUCCCUAUUGUUAUUACUUCUUAUGAAGUUGCCAUGAUAGAUGCAAGACGACAGUUCAAGCAUUACAGCUGGAAAUACCUGGUUGUGGAUGAGGGACACAGGUUGAAGAAUUCAAACUGCAAAUUGGUGAAGGAACUGAAGUAUUUAUCUGUUGAGAAUAAGCUUCUUUUGACCGGCACACCUCUGCAAAACAACUUAGCUGAGCUCUGGUCACUGUUGAAUUUUAUUCUUCCCGAUAUCUUUUCGUCCCAUCAAGAAUUUGAGUCCUGGUUUGACUUUUCAGGGAAGUGCACUAAUGAAGCCCUCAAAGAAGAUAUAGAAGAGAAAAGAAGGGCACAGGUGGUUGCCAAACUCCAUGCUAUACUGCGUCCCUUCCUUUUACGCAGAAUGAAAUCAGAUGUGGAACAAAUGCUUCCAAAGAAGAAAGAAAUUAUCUUGUAUGCCACAAUGACGGAACAUCAGAAGAACUUCCAGGAACAUCUCAUUAAUAAGACGUUGGAGGUUCAUUUGGCAGACAAAACAUCUAAUGCUCAUGGAAUGAAAGGAAAGCUCAAUAAUUUGAUGAUCCAACUUAGGAAGAACUGCAACCACCCUGAUCUUUUGGAGUCUGCAUUUGAUGGGUCCUACUUCUAUCCUCCCGUGGAACAGAUCGUUGGGCAAUGUGGCAAAUUUCAAUUACUGGAUAAAUUACUGUCUAAGCUUUUUGCUCGCAAGCACAAAGUUUUGGUGUUUUCUCAAUGGACUAAGAUAUUGGACAUUAUGGAUUACUACUUAAGCGAAAAGGGUUUUCAAGUCUGCAGAAUUGAUGGCAGUGUGAAACUGGUAGAACGAAGAAGACAGAUUAAGGAAUUCAAUGAUGCAAACAGUAACUAUAGGAUCUUUCUCCUGAGCACCCGAGCUGGUGGGCUUGGAAUUAAUCUUACUGCAGCCGAUACAUGCAUUCUGUACGACAGUGAUUGGAAUCCUCAGAUGGAUCUACAGGCAAUGGAUCGGUGUCACAGAAUUGGUCAAACAAAACCUGUUCAUGUGUACAGACUAGCUACUGCUCAAUCUGUUGAGGGUCGGAUACUGAAAAGAGCUUUCAGCAAAUUGAAGCUCGAACAUGUUGUGAUUGGCAAAGGUCAAUUUAAGCAGGAAAGAUCCAAAGCUGAUGGCAUAGACACCAUGACGGAAGAGGAGUUGCUGGCUCUACUCGGUGAAGAAGAUGAUAAAGAGGAGAAAUGGAUUCAGACAGAUAUUAGUGAUGCGGACCUUGACAGAGUUCUCGACCGUUCUGAUUUGGUUCCUUCUGUUAAUUCGUCAUCAGAAAAGGAUGAAAAUAUUAAUGCUGUGCCUCUAAAGGGACCAGGCUGGGAGGUCGUCAUCCCUACUGCUGCUGGAGGCAUGCUUUCAACUCUGAGCAGCUAA
This is a messenger RNA of Striga hermonthica, 2268 nucleotides long. The record is from the annotation of a GenBank genome assembly. NCBI's taxonomy places the organism in Eukaryota, Viridiplantae, Streptophyta, Magnoliopsida, Lamiales, Orobanchaceae.